Messenger RNA from Aspergillus bombycis, 645 nucleotides. Its product is annotated as DNA-directed RNA polymerase core subunit RPB5. NCBI's taxonomy places the organism in Eukaryota, Fungi, Ascomycota, Eurotiomycetes, Eurotiales, Aspergillaceae. The transcript has 4 exons. The record is from RefSeq and is a predicted model, not a curated record. Gene Ontology annotation, molecular function: DNA binding; DNA-directed RNA polymerase activity. Gene Ontology annotation, biological process: DNA-templated transcription. Gene Ontology annotation, cellular component: RNA polymerase I complex; RNA polymerase II, core complex; RNA polymerase III complex. Bases 1 to 645 code for a protein of 214 amino acids.
AUGGACGAGGACUACUCUUCUGGCUCCGUCGAUGCCGACCGCGAGAUGACCAGACUUUGGCGCACAUGGAGGACGGUAUUCGAAAUGCUUCAGGAUCGGGGCUACGAAGUCACCGAAGAAGAAGUGCAAAUAUCGCUCGAAGAAUUCAAACAUAAAUACUCCGAUCCCCUCGGAUACCCAGACCGCAACAAGAUGAAAAUCCAAGCUCGCCCCACGGAGGCCAUGCAACUCAAAUACACGGCCCUCAAGACCAACUCCAACCCGGACCCCCAGCCCGACUGCGGAACCAUCUACGUUGAAUUCUGCCCCGACUCGACCGGCGUCGGUACCAAGCAAACCCCGAUCUCCCCGUCCGCCGUGCGUCUGCUGAGCGGUGUCCCCGGCCGUAUCUGCGAGCAUUUCCAGGAGCAGGAUCUGCUGGUUAACAUCACCCGGCACGAACUGGUCCCGAAGCACGUUCUGCUGAGCCCGGAGGAGAAGUCCCGGUUGCUGCAGCGCUAUCGUCUGAAGGAAUCUCAGUUGCCCCGUAUCCAGGUGUCGGACCCCGUGGCGAGAUACCUGGGCCUGCGCAGAGGUCAGGUCGUGAAGAUUAUUCGCAAGAGUGAAACGGCCGGUCGUUAUGCCAGUUACCGUUGGGUUAUUUAA